Oxyura jamaicensis (ruddy duck) is the source of this 1512-nucleotide messenger RNA. It is a transcript of the gene ARMC7, whose product is annotated as armadillo repeat containing 7. The coding region runs from base 256 to 804 and encodes 182 amino acids. The record is from RefSeq and is a predicted model, not a curated record. Lineage: Eukaryota; Metazoa; Chordata; Aves; Anseriformes; Anatidae. The transcript has 3 exons. Gene Ontology annotation, molecular function: protein binding.
GCUUGAGGAAAGCGACGCCCACAAAAUGGCGGCCGCGCCCUGCCCGUCCUCUUUUCCUCUGACGGCCCCCAGCAGGGCUCGGCUGGGUGCGGCGAGGUCUCGGCCCCUGGCCCGGGGCCGUCCCGGCCCUUUCCCGUGUGUGGACGGGCCCUGGCCGUGUGUGUGCGCAGCCCGGCGCGGUGCCCGCCUCCCAGCCGGGGAGGGGAGAGCAAAGCACCGGGCUCUCUGCCCCCGAGCUCGUUGGGGAGGAGCGGGAUGGAGCUGGGGAGGCUGGAGUACCUGCAGGCCCUCGUCACCGAGUUCCAGGUGACGGACAGCUCAGAGGCCAAGGAGCAGGUGCUGGCCAACCUCGCCAACUUUGCCUACGACCCCAAGAACUACGAGUAUCUCCGGCAGCUUCAGGUCCUGGAUCUGUUCCUCGAUAUGCUGACUGAAGACAACGAGACCCUCGUGGAGUUUGCUAUUGGUGGUCUUUGUAACCUGUGUCUGGAUAAAACUAACAAAGACUAUAUCCUGGAGGCCAAUGGGGUAGAGCCUAUAAUAAAUUGCCUCUCCAGUUCCAAUGAGGAGACAGUCAUGUCAGCGGUCACCACGCUGAUGUACCUGACAACGCCGCAGUCCCGGCACCAGACCACAGCUCUCCCAGUGGUGGAGUGCAUGCUUCGCUUCUCUCUCUCAGCCAGCAGAAGGCUAAGGAAUCUGGCAACUGUCUUCCUGGAGGAUUACUGCACACCUCUGCAGGUGGAAGAGGCUCAGAACCUGAGCAAACACACAGCAGUAGGGAUUCCUCUCCCUAAGGACUGAAGAUAUCGGAGCAUUUGGGAGCUUUUAAUGGAGAGACCUCCCUCCGUUUUCCCAGGUCUCCACUUUCUGCUCAGCAGGUCAAGAGCAUGGUGAGAACAAUGGAGUGGGAAAUUGGUCAGACAAGUGCUGGAUUUUAGUUAUUAAUGAAGAGGACGAUUCAGCACUACAACAGGCCAAGCAUAAUCUGCAAGCAAAUAAAUAAAACAGCUUGUGGCUGUUGGACAGCAGGUUGCCAAGUGCAGCCUGCACAAAUAAUCCUUCCUAGCACUUACAUUUUUCUGUUUGGGUUAUUGGGCUGACAUCCCCUCCAGUUCCUGGCUGGUUUUGCUGCAGCUCCCCCUUCAUUGUCAACUCAAAUGACUUUGAAAUGUCACAUAAACUUAAUUCCUCCUGCAGAAGAAAGAUGUUUCCCUGCCCAAGCAAUUUGCAAUUUUAUUACAUUGUUUUGGUACUGAAUGUGCCAUCCUGUCAUCAUGCCAUAGGUGAGUAACUUACUACACAGAACAGGUUGCAGCUAUCCUGUAAAUCGGGAAGGGGAAAGUUAUAUUUCUUUCAUUACCACGGGUGAGAAAGGUGAAGAUUGAAAAAAGGCUCAUGGCACCUUGGCUCACAAGAACAGCUAUCUUGUAAAACCUUCUUUUAAUAAAACAUUAACUUAAAUGCAGUGUAAACAGUUUUGUAUAAACUCAUAAAUAUUUCUCUACAGCA